Messenger RNA from Fusarium keratoplasticum, 963 nucleotides. Its product is annotated as NmrA domain-containing protein. The transcript has 5 exons. Bases 1 to 963 code for a protein of 320 amino acids. Lineage: Eukaryota; Fungi; Ascomycota; Sordariomycetes; Hypocreales; Nectriaceae. The record is from RefSeq and is a predicted model, not a curated record.
AUGUCAAUCAUCACGGUUCUCGGUGCCACUGGAUCUCAAGGUGGCUCCGUGUGUACUGCUCUCCAGGGCAAUCCUCACUGGAAAGUUCGGGCCGUCACCAGAAACCCCGCUAGCAACGCUUCCAGGAAGCUCCUCGAGAAGGGCAUCGAGGUAGUCGCCGCUGAUGCCAAUGACGAAACCUCCCUCCAUGAGGCAUUCAGGGGUACAACGGCUGUUUUUGCUCUUACAAACUUUGAUUGGGGACUUGUGAUGAAGAAGGGUCGCGAGGCAGCCGGCGAGGUGGAAAAGCAGCAACAGAUCAACAUUGCCAAGGCGGCAGCUCAAACUCCAGGCCUCAAGCACUACAUAAUGAGCUCGCUACCCGCCGCCAGCCUCUCAUCGAACGGCAAGCUGCCGGUUCCGCACUUUGACUACAAGCACGAGGCCUUUCAGUGGAUUGAGGAGCAUGCGCCGGAACUGGCAGCCAAGACAACCCGGGUCUGGCUUGGUUGGUAUCCAUCAAACAUGGCAUUCAACGCCAUGAUGAAACUUGUUCAUCUGCCCAGCCCCGAUGUUUAUGCUUGGAUUCAACCCAGCAAAGAAGACGCAGUUCUUCCCAUCGCAGGAGACGCCCAACACAACGUCGGCGUGGUCGUAGAAGGUAUCCUAGAAGACGGACCAAGGUCGUUUGGCAGGAUCGCCAUUGUCAUCACCGACUAUCUCAAGUUGUCGGAAGUCGUGAAGGUCUGGGAGAGUGUCACGGGAAAGCGAGCCGUGUACAUCGAGGUCUCGGAUAAGACAACUGAGAAGAUUUGGGGUGUCGGAGGCCUUGAGAUCGCCUCUCAGCUGCGGUGGAGUGAAGAGUUUCCCAACUGGCACAAGUUGGAGCCUGAACGGGUCAUUACUCUUGAGGGACUAGGUGUCCAGGGCAAGGUUCGGAACUUUAAACAGGCCUUGGAGAGUGUAAAAGAGAAUCUUAUCUAG